CAACGACUGAACACGUCCAAAAUGGCAGAACUAGAAGACGUGACGCUGGACGGGAGGCCGCUGGACAGCCUUCGUGUAACUGAUUUAAGAACGGCACUUGAAGAACGGGGACUAGCUAAGAGCGGCCAGAAGAGCACACUCCUGAAGCGUUUAAAAGGGGCACUGAUGCUGGAAAACCUCCAGAAACAUUCGACUCCUCAUACCGGGUACCAGCCAAAUUCUCAGAUGGGGGAGGAAAUGGGACAAAACAGCUUUAUAAAGCAGUACCUAGAAAAGCAGCAGGAACUGCUACGACAGCGGCUGCAGAAAGAAGCACGAGAGGCACAAGAAAUCGAAGAACCUUUAGCGAAUCCGAGAAGAAAAUACAAUCCUGACAUUGUGCCAGAGCCUCCUGAUAUUAUCUGUUCUGAUGAGGUGCCAUUUUAUAAUUUUUUCUUUUUUUUUUUUUUUCUCUCUUUAUCAUUAAAGAAAAAAAGCCUUUCUGUCUUGGAAGACCCAGAUGAUUCUGAGGAAGAGAUUCCCAAAAAAAGGGAGAGGAGGUCACCCCGAGUAAAACAGAAUAUACCUUAAUUUGCAGCUAAAACUUCAAAACCUCCAGUUUUAACACCACCAACACAGGACCAAGAGCCACGUAGAUCAUCCAUCCGUGGCCGACGGUCUAAAGGAGACUUUGCCAAGGAAGAAGCAGAAGAUGUGGGUGAGGAAGAGGAGGAAACAAUGGAAGAAAGGGAGCUACCCAUUGAGAAAGAUGAAGAAGAAACCCCUAAAAGAAGACGAUCGUCAAGAUCAGCUACUGUCCAGCAGAAAAAGUCUCCAAAAGUCAAGCAUUCACCUUCUCCUCCUGAAUUAUCAGAAACUGUUUCCAAAUCAACUUGUGCUGAAGAAAUAGCAGAGGAACGUGUUCCACCAUUGCUUUCUCUGGAAGUUCAACAUCGGUUCUCUGAAAAACAGAUGACCACAGCAACUGAGAAAGCAGUUUCCCCACAGUUUCUUCACAAGGAGUCUUCAAAGAGUCGUAGAUCUCCUCAAAAGUGGGGGCGUCAUGUGAGAGAGCGCAAUGAGAGCAAUUCAAAUACUUCAGCACAACAGCCUCCAGCUGCUACUUGUAUUAUUCAGCAGACUCCUAACUGGUGUCAAGAAGCUGAAAAAGCUAGAACAAAAAUACAGGAUUCACAUAUGACAGAAGAGACUGUGAAGAGUUCCACAACAAAAGAUGUCAAAGUGAAAUCAUCACUUGUUCUUCUAAAGCCUCCAGUUCGCUCAAAAUCUGUGGGUAAAGCAUAUGUGAGUGAACAGAGCCUGCAUAUAGUGGAGAAGUCAUCAUCAAGGGGGGUUCAAGCUAUGUCGAUUUUAGAGAAGCAAGAACCAGAAUUUCAUGAAAAUAAAGAGAGUACCAUUACAUUGUCAAGCUGUCCUGAAGUGGGAAGGUCAAAUGUUAAGACCAUGUCUAUUUCAGAGAAGGUAAACAAGGACAAAUUGAAUGCAAAUUCAGCAGUGUGCGGUGGUGAUGCUUUUGAAUCUGACAAAGCAGAAGUUGUUUCCUCAGUUUGUGUUUCCAGCUUACCUAAAACAAGAAAACUAAGAGUCCGAUCAUCCUCUUCAAAUCGGAAUCAACCGGAAACUAACAUUUUACAAACCGUUCCUGACAUUCAGGAAAAACAUAAAACACAGGUGCCUAAUGUGGAGCAAACGCCUGUACCUGCGUGGACUAUGUUGGACAAACCAAAGCUGCGGUCAUGUGGGCUAAAACAGACAAAGGAAGCAACUGAUUUUCUUAGGGGACAGGAUAAAAGUGUAACAGAAGAGCUUACUAAGAAAUCAGAUUUAGAUGUUUCCCAUGUGUCUGGUUCUGACAUAUUAGGAGGGGCCACCAGCAGCACUGACCCUUCUCUGGGUGAUGAAGUCUCACCUUCUGGCUCAGUAGAAGUACAACAACCCUUUUUAGGAAAUCUGAGCUCUGAAAAAGAAGAACCUAUGCAUAUAAAUGCAAUUUCAGAAAUCAAACAAAUAGAAGUCAAACCAUCUGCUGAAGAUGAUUUGAAUAUGUUUGAAAAUACUGUACAAUUAGAGGAAUCUGUGAAAUUAGAGCAACCAAAUAAAGUUACCUCUGAAACUGUUGUAGGCGGGAUUCCAUUACAGCAAUUUGCUAAAAUAAGUGAAUUCGAAUCUGAAGCUACAACAGGGACAUGUGAAUCAUCUUUGAUUGUGGCAGAAAGGUGUGAAGAUUCUGCAAUCAUAUCAGAUGCUAAUGAAGGAUCUCUGGCUGUCCAUGAAGCUAUGAUGUGUGACCCAGAUUUACAAGAAACGUCUGACAUUUUGACACAAGUGGAAUCUCAACAAAUAACAUCACAGAAAGACACAAUCACUGAGCCAGUUUUUUUCGAACAAUCAAGCACAACAGAAUAUUCUAAUAAAUCUUUUGAAUUAGAUGCUCAGGCAGAAGAUAUUGCAGGUGUUAAAAUAACUCCUAAAGCCAUGGUCAAAAAUCAAGCUUCACUUGAGGCUCCAGAAGAAGCCACCCCUGUUGAAAUCAAAACAAAACUUGCCCAGGAAUUUUUUACAGUUAUACCAAAAAUGACCGGGGAGUUGCCCACAGAGGAGCGUGCCGAGGCUGAGUUGCCCACAGAGGAGCGUGCCGAGGCUGAGUUGCCCACAGAGGAGCGUGCCGAGGCUGAGUUGCCCACAGAGGAGCGUGCCGAGGCUGAGUUGCCCACAGAGGAGCGUGCCGAGGCUGUGUUGCCCACAGAGGAGCGUGCCGAGGCUGAGUUGCCCAGCGAGGCCGAGGAGCGUGCCGAGGCUGAGUUGCCCAGCGAGGCCGAGGAGCGUGCCGAGGCUGAGUUGCCCAGCGAGGCCGAGGAGCGUGCCGAGGCUGAGUUGCCCAGCGAGGCCGAGGAGCGUGCCGAGGCUGAGUUGCCCAGCGAGGCCGAGGUGCGUGCUGAGUUGCCCAGCGAGGCCGAGGUGCGUGCCGAGGCUGAGUUGCCCAGCGAGGCCGAGGAGCGUGCCGCGGCUGAGUUGCCCAGCGAGGCCGAGGAGCGUGCCGCGGCUGAGUUGCCCAGCGAGGCCGAGGAGCGUGCCGCGGCUGAGUUGCCCAGCGAGGGCCGAGGAGCCGAGGCCGAGGAGCGUGCCGCGGCUGAGUUGCCCAGCGAGGCCGAGGAGCGUGCCGCGGCUGAGUUGCCCAGCGAGGCCGAGGAGCGUGCCGCGGCUGAGUUGCCCAGCGAGGCCGAGGAGCGUGCCGCGGCUGAGUUGCCCAGCGAGGCCGAGGAGCGUGCCGCGGCUGAGUUGCCCAGCGAGGCCGAGGAGCGUGCCGCGGCUGAGUUGCCCAGCGAGGCCGAGGAGCGUGCCGCGGCUGAGUUGCCCAGCGAGGCCGAGGUGCGUGCCGAGGCUGAGUUGCCCAGCGAGGCCGAGGUGCGUGCCGAGGCUGAGUUGCCCAGCGAGGCCGAGGUGCGUGCCGAGGCUGAGUUGCCCAGCGAGGCCGAGGUGCGUGCCGAGGCUGAGUUGCCCAGCGAGGCCGAGGAGCGUGCCGCGGCUGAGUUGCCCAGCGAGGCCGAGGAGCGUGCCGCGGCUGAGUUGCCCAGCGAGGCCGAGGAGCGUGCCGCGGCUGAGUUGCCCAGCGAGGCCGAGGAGCGUGCCGCGGCUGAGUUGCCCAGCGAGGCCGAGGAGCGUGCCGAGGCUGAGUUGCCCAGCGAGGCCGAGGAGCGUGCCGAGGCUGAGUUGCCCAGCGAGGCCGAGGAGCGUGCUGAGUUGCCCAGCGAGGCCGAGGAGCGUGCUGAGUUGCCCAGCGAGGCCGAGGAGCGUGCUGAGUUGCCCAGCGAGGCCGAGGAGCGUGCUGAGUUGCCCAGCGAGGCCGAGGUGCGUGCUGAGUUGCCCAGCGAGGCCGAGGUGCGUGCUGAGUUGCCCAGCGAGGCCGAGGUGCGUGCUGAGUUGCCCAGCGAGGCCGAGGUGCGUGCUGAGUUGCCCAGCGAGGCCGAGGUGCGUGCCGAGGCUGAGUUGCCCAGCGAGGCCGAGGUGCGUGCCGCGGCUGAGUUGCCCAGCGAGGCCGAGGUGCGUGCCGCGGCUGAGUUGCCCAGCGAGGCCGAGGUGCGUGCCGAGACGGUGUUGCCCAGCGAGGCCGAGGAGCGUGCCGCGGCUGAGUUGCCCAGCGAGGCCGAGGAGCGUGCCGCGGCUGAGUUGCCCAGCGAGGCCGAGGAGCGUGCCGCGGCUGAGUUGCCCAGCGAGGCCGAGGAGCGUGCCGCGGCUGAGUUGCCCAGCGAGGCCGAGGAGCAUACAGAGUUGCCGGUCGAGGCGCCCACCGAGGCUGAGUUGCCGGUCGAGGCGCCCACCGAGGCUGAGUUGCCGGCCGAGCAUACCGUGGCACCCACCGAGGCUGAGUUGCCGGCCGAGCAUACCGUGGCACCCACCGAGGCUGAGUUGCCGGCUGAGGAGCAUACCGAGGCUGAGUUGCCGGCCAAGGCACCCACCAAGGCUGAGUUGCCGGCCAAGCAUACCGAGGCCCCCACCGAGGCUAAGUUGCCAUCCGAGGCACCCACCGAGGCUGAGUUGCCGGCCGAGGAGCAUACUGAGGCACCCACCGAGGCUGAGUUGCCGUCCAAAACACCCACCGAGGCUGAGUUGCCGUCCAAGCAUACCGAGGCACCCACCGAGGCUGAGUUGCCAGCCGAGCAUACCGUGGCACCCACCGAGGCUGAGUUGCCGGCCAAGCACAUGGAGUUGCCCACCGAGGCUGAGUUGCCAUCCGAGGCACCCACUGAGGCUGAGUUGCCGGCUGAGGAGCAUACCGAGGCUGAGUUGCCGGCCGAGGAGCAUACCGAGGCACCCACCGAGACUGAGUUGCCGGCCGAGGCACCCACCGAGGCUGAGUUGUCGGCCAAGCAUACCGAGGCGCCCACCGAGGCUGAGUUGCCGUCCGAGGCGCCCACCGAGGCUGAGUUGCCGUCCGAGGCGCCCACCGAGGCUGAGUUGCCGUCCGAGGCGCCCACCGAGGCUGAGUUGCCGUCCGAGGCGCCCACCGAGGCUGAGUUGCUGGCCGAGGAGCAUACUGAGGCACCCACCGAGGCUGAGUUGCCGGUCAAAACCCCCACUGAGGCCGAGUUGCCGGCCAAGCAUACCGAGGCGCCCAUCGAGGAUGAGUUGCCGGCUGAGGCGCCCAUCGAGGCUGAGUUGCCGGCCGAAGCGCCCACUGAGGCUGAGUUGCCGGCCGAAGAGCCUACCAAGGCGCCCACCAAGGCUAAUUUGCCGGCCAAGAAGCAUACCAAGGCAGAGUUUCCUGCCAAGGUGCACACCAAGGAUAUUGUAGCAAAAGACCCUGAGCUGGUGGACCACAAAAUCACUGAGCCACAAAGUGAUGAAGAGAUUCUUGCUGUGCAAAAAGAGUCUGAAUUCAUGCCAUCAGAGAUUUCGACAGACGGUCAGAAUGCUGAUGCGAAGAUGACAGAUGUGCAUGGGCCCAGGGAAGUGAAAAUGACCGAGGUAAAUGUUCCAUUUUCUAAAGUGGAGAUAACUGAGGGGACUGUUCUGUCUACCCAUGUGGAGAUGACUAAUAUUCAAAAAAAAAAACUUGUGGAUGAAUCGGAGGAAGUUCCCUUUCAUACUACAUCAAAUCCUUUAUCCACCCAGGAUGCAUCUAAACGGUCUCCUGUGGAGGCUGUUAACUCUUCGUAUCCUGAAAGGGAAAACGCCAAUUAUGCAUGUUCCAGAUCCUCUACAAGCAAAAUUUUGCAUACAGUAGAGCAAAAUCCAACAGAGCUACAUUCAGAUAUAAAAGUUUAUAAUGAACAGAUCUUAUCGCCUAACAAUAGCAGUAGCAAAAUCCACAAGACUAUAGAGCUAACAGAGAAAGUCGAAUUGCAUAUGGAACAUGUGUCGGUUAUUAAGCAAGAUGAAUUCCUUCCAGGCACUAUGUCUCCGGAACAUCAUACUACAGAUAAAUUACAGCCUGUUAAAGAGGAGGAAGACUGUGUAAGAACAGUGGAGUUGCAUGUAGGUGCUGAAGAAAGUGAAAAUGUUGCCUUGGUAGGAUCCCGACGAAGAUCCUCUUCAUCAUCCUCCUCCUCAUCAUCCUCUUCCUCCUCUUCUUCCUCCUCUUCCUCAUCCUCUUCCUCAUCCUCUUCUCAUUCAUCACGCUCCUCAUCAGAUAGAUCCUCCCCCUCCAGACAUAGCUCCCAUUCUAAAUCAACCUCACCAGAAAGGCCAAAUCGUAUGUCACGGUCGUCAAGGUCAUCAUCAUCGUCUUCAUCCUCUUCUAGUGAUAAGGAACUACCGUGUAAUAAAAGUUCUUCACAAAGGGAAAAUCAAGAAACCUUUUCUCCUGGAACAUUACCGUUAAAUUUGGAAGCAACAAAUCCAAUUCAGGAUUCCUCUCCACCUCCAUCACCAAAGGUAGCACUGAUUCCGCAAGAUGCACCAACCUCUGACAGUGCUACAUUAUCCCUUGAGAGGCAUCGGCGGACGCAUGAAAUGUCUGACGACACAGAAGAAGAAAAUCGCAUUAAGAGAAUAAGGUUAGAGCCGCAGUCUGAGGUUCUGGACCAAAGCAGCUCGGUCCAAAGUGAGCACGAGGUGGGAGAGGAGCAGAGCACAACAGAAGAGAAUGUUGCAACCGAGAGAGAGGAGGUAGUGCGCCUUUACCGGACGCCCGUUGGCGCUGUUUGUUGGAGACUAGAGCGGAGUCCAGGCGGUCACAUUAAUCCAUAUCUGCUUUUCUGCCCCCUUUUUUUCCCGUCCCUUGUCUUCCCCUCCCUUAUCUCCCUUUCCAUUCGACCUCCACAGGCUCCUUUCCGCCCACCUCCCCCCCUCCCCUUUUCCUUUCAGCCGGCUGCCAGGGAAAUGUUAUCAGAAAACAAAGACUGUGCAACCGAGAGAGAGGAUACUAUAAUGGAUGCUGUCGAAAAUCAAGCGGAGGUUGAGGUCCAGGAAACUGCAAAGUCUGAAAAUCAGGAGGAGAGUUGCGAGACAGAUGAGAAGAAAGAGAGUACAACACCACCAAGGACUUUUAAGCGAAAGAUCUCUGUUAUUUCAGCUACAAAAGGUUCCAGUCAGCCUGCACCUACCACAGGCAGUGAUAAUGAAGGAACUCAUCCAGCUCGCCGCAGGCGCUGGGGAGCCAGCACAGCUACCACUCAAAAGAAACCCUCAAUUAGUAUCUCUACUGAAUCUUUAAAGAGUCUUAUACCUGAAAUUAAAGAAAUAAAGCAAGAAGCAGUCGUAGACCUUCAUGCUGAAGAUGCUCGUAUUUCUGAAGAUGAAAGUGAACGAAAUGGUGACGACAACUCCCAUGAUAAAGGAUUGAAAAUAUGCAGGACUGUUACACAAGUAGUUCCUGCAGAAGUUCAAGAAAAUGGGCAGGAAGAGGAGGAGGAAGAUAAAAAGUCGGAGGAAGCUACUGAGGUUCCAGUCAAAGAGCCUGUCCCUAUGGAGGCAGAGGCACCACCUUCAAAUGAGCAGGAAGUAAAGAAGGCUUUACCAGAAAGCCCAGCACAAGCAGAAGUCAGAGUUACCUUAGGUGAUACCUUACUAAGGAGGUCAAUCAGCCAGCAGAAAACAAGUGUUUCCAUUACAAUUGACGACCCGGUUCGCACAGCUUCACAGCAGCCGUCACCCCCAAGAAGAAAACCUAGUUGUAUAGUACACAUCUGCAAUCUGGUUCGUCCUUUCACGUUGGGACAACUGAAAGAACUACUUUCACGUACUGGUACUUUAGUAGAGGAGAACUUUUGGAUAGACAAAAUAAAGUCUCAUUGCUAUGUCACAUAUUCUACAGUAGACGAAGCCAUUGCGACAAGGAACUCACUACAUGGAGUGAAGUGGCCACAGUCCAAUCCAAAAUUCUUAUCAGUAGACUUUGCAGAGCAAGAUGAGCUGGACUACCACAGAGGAAUCCUUGUAGCACGUCCCCCAGAACCCAAGCAAGAGGAGCCCCCACACCCACACCCACAUUCUCAUACUCAUACUCAUUCCCACAUGCCUCCAUUACGAGGUGAACACAGGGAGCAUGAUCGGGGAGUCCGAGAACAGUGGGCAGAAAGAGAACGUGAAAUGGAGAGGAGGGAACGUACUCGUUCUGAAAGGGAAUGGGACAGAGAUAAAGUUCGGGAAGGGCCCAGAUCACGCUCCAGAGACAGGCGGCGUAAGGAGCAUGCCAAGUCCAAAGAAAAGAAAAAUGAGAAAAAGGAGAAAGUGCAGGAAGAACCUCCAGCAAAACUCCUGGAUGACUUAUUCCACAAAACCAAAGCAGCCCCAUGUAUAUAUUGGCUACCCCUAACCGAUGACCAGGCUUCGAAAAGGGUUGCAGACAGGGCUGAGAGGGCAAAGGAAAGAGAGAAAAGGCGAAAGGAGUUGGAAGAGCAAGAGGAAGAAGAGAGAAAAGAGCGAGCUAAAGAGAGGGAGAAAGAAGUGGAAAGAAACAGGGAACGAGCACGAGAGGCAGAGAGAGAAAAAAGGAGAGAGCACAGUCGAGAGCACCCUCGUGAGAGGGAACGUAGGGAUCCUAAAAGGCACAGUAGAAGCCGAAGCAGGAGUACACCAGUUAGGGAUAGGGGAGGGCGACGCUGACCUUCCUUCUGCUGGUUACCCUGCUGCUAUGUACAUGUCAAGCCCACAUAUUGUUAGACUCCUAACUCAGCCCUUCACAAGGGAACCGUUUAUCGAAAAAAUAGAACUCCGACAAGGAGCUGGUUUCCUUCUAAAGGAACUCUGCUGGCUUCUCCCAUCCUCUGGACAGCCCUUUCUCUGAGCUGCUCUGAAUUUUAACUCCUCACUGUCUGGAGCUAAACCAGAGAUUGUCUUUGGCAUACCAUUGGACAUUUCUGAACAAUUUGUGCAAUGAGUACCCUUAUGUAUCCUUCUACCUGUCGGAGUGCCAGGAAAAAGGUUACUGUUUUAUCCUUUGCCACAUGUGGCAUCUACCCAAUGAUAUUAUUUUUUUUUUCUUUUGUGUUCCUUUUAAUUUUUUUUAUUAUUAUAAAUGAAGUGAAAUAUCAGAAAAUAAAAUUCUGCAUUAGUUUUAUAUCUUUGUAGUGGUUUAGUCCAUUAUCCUGUGUAAUAUAUUGUAUAAUAAGAGUUAUGAUGCACAGUUGGAACCAGUUUUUUUUUUUUUAAUGGAUCCUUUAUACCCGCUAAAUCCUUUUUUAUAUCAGUGGACCUUGGCAUCAAUAUGGUACAUUUCUAGGACCCCUGCUCUCAUGUGUUUUUUUUUUUUUUUUUUUUUUUUUUUUUCAUUUUUCUUAAGCCAUAAAAUUAGUUUCUAUUGUUAACCUUGACUUUGUCUGUGGAACCCAUUGAGGAUCCUGAUCCAUGAUUUGUGCACCUAAAUUGAAUACCUGUGACACCCAACCACUUGUUGGUUGCAGUAUAAUUCACCGGAUCUGAGCAUUAUCUGCCUGAACAGCUACUGUUUUAUACAUCUUUCAUAAGCAAGAACCAAAGAGGUUGCCUAAUUUUAUUAGUGUUUAUUUUACCUUGUAACUUCUAAAUUGGAGGAUGGAGAUCUAGUAUAAUCUCUCUAAAUAGAGAGAGAGAGUAUAGAUAUAUAUCUCUGACCCUUAGUUUUUUGGUAAUUAGAUUUUCUCCUAGCCCUGACAUUUCAGCUUUUCGGUGAAAUUUGGUGUCCUCAUUAAAAUCUGAUUCACUGGAGACUUUUCACUAACCCCUUUUCCAUUAAUAUUUGUUCAGCCCAUUGUGAACUGUAAUUUGAACAAUAUAUUUUAUUCUGGCUGUAUUCAAUCCAGAGCUUCAUUUUCAAGUUGGGUGCCAUUAGCUAAAAGUGUUAUCUGCAUAUUUUUUCGAGGAAAUUAGCAUUUUUUUUGUUUUUUUAAAGGACAGCUCUGCUAUUGCUGCCUCCUUGUUUCGUUUUAGGCAAGUUUCUUUUUAGGAGCUUCAAGUAUAGACAGAAUGGCUGUGCUAGAACACAAGUCUGUUUUUGAAUAUACUACAGUGGACACAACCACUUCUAGAUCUAGCCUAUUUAAUAAUGUACAUGCAACAGAAGAAUCUGCAAAUAUUAUUUUCUCUGAUCCAUUAUGGGACAUAUAGUUAUAGUCAUAUACUUGCUGCUGACAGGAGGAUUGGACAAGCAAAUCAAAAAUCUGCAAGCCAGUUCAGGAUAAACCCUCCUCUACCCAUCAUUCCUAAUUGUUUGCUAGUGUCCUAGGACAGUGGUUACCGACCUCCGUCCUUAAAGACCCCCAACAGGCUGUGCUUUGUGAAUUUCUCUUGGAUAAAAUUGUGGUCAUGAAUACCUAGUCAUUGCAAGUGAUUUGCAUCUGUUCAAGGUAAAAGAAUAACUAAGAACCUGACCUGUUGAGGGUACUUGAGUACUGAUUUUGGGACUAACUGCCCUAGGAGGAUGGUCAUUAGCUCUGCUGAGAAGGUAAACUAUAAUUUUCAGUCAGGACUCCUCUACACCCUACUUCAACUGGUCUCCAUAUGGCAGCUGUCUGGGUAUUUCCUUAGCUUUGUACUUGAGUGUCAUACUCGGACCCUACUUGGCGUUUUGGGCUAGCCUGGCAGUGACCUUCGGGCACGGAUUUCUCCCUGUGGCUUUUUACAAACCCAAUACUGUUAAGUUUUUAUUGCGGAGUGCUUUUCAGUUUCAGAGCUGGUGGCAUUGUCUCAGUGCUUGCCUGGUUUCUGAAGACUCGCUUUGAGUAGGCAGAUCAGGCCGUGCGAUAGGCUAGCAAUAUUUGUUUCCACCACUGAGCAUAUUUUCCCUGUGGAAAGGGUUUCAUGCUGAGGGACAGACAUCCACUACUACAGUGGUUUUCAACCUGGAGGUCGAAUGAUUUGCCAGGGGUCCCCAAAUCCUGGCCUGUUUCUGAAGCCCACACCG
Messenger RNA from Rana temporaria (common frog), 10822 nucleotides. RefSeq names its product apoptotic chromatin condensation inducer 1 (gene ACIN1). Gene Ontology annotation, molecular function: nucleic acid binding. The record is from RefSeq and is a predicted model, not a curated record. NCBI's taxonomy places the organism in Eukaryota, Metazoa, Chordata, Amphibia, Anura, Ranidae.